AACGGAUACCAAACAGCGGCAGCCAGCACCUUUGCAUCGAGCUAAAGCUGCUCCAACCAGUCGUUACUCUACACUCCUGAGCUCCAGAAUCUUGGGUUGCACCAGCUCAAGCUCAACGCACAACACCGCUUGGGUUGCACCAGCUCAAGCUCAACGCACAACACCGCUACCGAAACCGCUGCUUCCGCCUCCAUUGCUUCAGAAACGUCUUAAAACGGAUUGACGGGGACCGACGACGCUCUCGGUCUUGCCAGUCUGCAAUUUACCGCGAGCCGCUCAAGUCUCCGGCCCAGACGCCACCACCCGACUCCGAAGAGUAUCAACCAUGCGGAUCUAUUCUCUCCUGACGCUUCUAGCAUCUCUACAGGCUGCACUAGCCCAACAAACCGCUCCGAAUCAUGAAGAAUGCUAUGAAAUGCCUGUGGUGAUCGUCUCGGCGCUGGACCGGAGCUUCCCGGACCCAACCUGCAACCAACUGCGCUACCCCGCAGACGACUGCCUCAAAGACGCCGUGCAGACCCGUGUCGAGGUCAUUGACAAUGGCGACGGUAAGCUCAACUGCAUCAACGGAGAGCGCACCGCCGUGUUUGAGCACUCCAAAUCCAACUACCGCGGCCAGACGAGCCUCUUCUUCGCCAAGCACCAGUUCAACAUCAAGUUCCCAGAGGACACGUCGUUUCUGGGCAUGGUGGAGAACAAGGCGUUCGUUAUGAACGGGCCUUUCCUCGAUUGCACCCUAUUGCGGAACCACUUGGCCCAUUGGUUGUAUCGCUCCACAGGCCGGUACUCCGUCAAGACUCGACACACUGUCGUCUAUAUGCGCACCGAUCCCGCUCAGGAGAACCCCCAAUACUCCGGUAUCUUUCUACUAUUGGAGAAGCCCACGUACGACAAGAACCACGUGAACCUGGCAUCCAUUGACGCCACAUGUGCUGCUCGUAACCCGAAGGUGAUGAACGGAGGUUGGGCGUGGUCGAACGACCCGCCUAGCUACGGUUCCUACUCGCCCAACAUGGUCAUCGACCAGUAUCAGAACGAGUUUGGCAUGGGUGAACGCCCCGUACUGGCGCAUCCAAGCGGAUCGUCGCUCUCGCAGCAGAUGCGCGACUAUUUCGUCAACACGGAGACGGGGUUCCUUCCGCAGAUGUACAGUGUGCUGUGGAACAACAUGACGGCGCCAUUGGAGCUGCAGAAGCACUUGGAUCUAGGAUCGUUUGCCGACUAUUUGCUGCACACGGAGAUGUCGCUCAACGUCGACGCCUACCGACGCAGCACCUUCUUCUUCAAGGACCGUGACCAGCCCAUUAACGCCGGCCCCGUAUGGGACUUCAACUUGGCGUACGGCAACGGAGCACGUCGCCACUUCAAAGACUGGAUCUACCCUCAGUACACGUACUGGAAGCGUCUCAUGUGCCACUCGCAGCUCGCGUCGCUCGUCAUUCAGCGGUGGAAGACGCUGCGUGGCACCAACAUGCAGAAAGCUGACGAUCCGGUGUUCGGCGUCUGGAGCGACGAAGCCAUCUCCAAGUUCCUGGACGCCAGCUCAGCGCCGGUGCACCGUCAGCUGUCUAAAUGCCGCGGUGGAGACUGGCGCAGCGACGUCGUUCAGUGCGCCGUUGUCGACUUGAAGACUUGCAACGGGACUUACGCCGAUCAAGUGACCGAGAUGCGUGAAUCGAUAUUGGACCGUGCGCAGUGGAUGGACGAGCGGAUCGAGCAGCUCUACAAGCCUCUGGACGCCAAAACGUGCUCGGGUGUGGGUGAUCUCCCAAAGUUCAACUGCGGUCUCGACGGCAACGACGAUGGCUGCCUUAAGAACGCUGAAAAGUACUACAAUGCCGUCACGUUCCCGCCUGUACGGAAGCCGUACACGGGUCCGUCUUGCGAGGAGAUUGUCGCUAACAACGCCGAUACCACCAACGGUGAAGAGAUGGCAGCACAGAUGACACCAUACCAGAAACCAUCGGUCGACUACUGCUGGCGGUCGGCUGGUAGCUACGUGUAUCCGCAGCAAAAGGGUGUGAAGGACAAAACGCUCACGCCAUUCUGCAGUGGCUACGGCUCGUGUGCGCAGGGACCCGGUGCAACGUGCAAUUGCUCUGCUGCCAUUCAGGUGGAGCACCCGUCUUGCCGACGUAUUGAUGCCGAGAACGAGCACUACAUGCGCGAACAGCAACGUAUCGCUGCUGCUGCUGCUGCUGCUGCAGUGAAGACAUCAACGGUGGUAGAUACGCAAACCGAGUCGAGUGAGAAGGAGGGCGUACUGAACAACGGCUCACCGGUGUCCGAUACAAUGGCUGUCCUUGCAGCUGCUGGUGCUGGUGUGGUGCUGCUGGUUCUGGGCACGUGGCUGGUGAAGGAGCACGGCCGUCGUCGCCGCCGUCAGCGCUUGAGCGAGUACACUCCAGUUCGAUACGGAAGCGUUGAGCAUGCUCGUAUCUUCGCUUCACAGGCGAACGUUUAGACGGGUAGGAUGCGUGUGCUAGUUGAAACUGAAGUGAUGGGAUAACUACGAAAUAAUGCAGACUCUUUCAUAUUCAAUUAUUCAAAUGUAGUUACUUGAGUG
This is a messenger RNA of Phytophthora nicotianae INRA-310, 2566 nucleotides long. RefSeq lists its product as hypothetical. NCBI's taxonomy places the organism in Eukaryota, Oomycota, Peronosporomycetes, Peronosporales, Peronosporaceae. The coding region runs from base 326 to 2464 and encodes 712 amino acids. The transcript has a single exon. The record is from RefSeq and is a predicted model, not a curated record.